Messenger RNA from Notolabrus celidotus (New Zealand spotty), 3075 nucleotides. Its product is annotated as tripartite motif-containing protein 54-like. The transcript is spliced from 13 exons. The record is from RefSeq and is a predicted model, not a curated record. NCBI's taxonomy places the organism in Eukaryota, Metazoa, Chordata, Actinopteri, Labriformes, Labridae. Gene Ontology annotation, molecular function: zinc ion binding. Bases 1 to 1773 code for a protein of 590 amino acids.
AUGGCGCUGUGCCAGUCCUCCCGGGACUUGAGACAAACCCAGAGACCAGACUCAGGAGGAGGAAGAGUAACUGCAUCCUCUGAGGUUCAGUUAGCAGACUUUAAUGACAAAGAAGACCUGAGUGCUGCAGACCGAAGAAUCAGAGAGCAUCAGGAGAUGGAGAGGAAGGAGGAGCUGAAGUUCGGCGGCGAGGCCAUGUCUCUGCCUGCAGACCUGAGCUGCCUGCAGGGCGUCGGGGGGGCGGAGGGGGAGGUGGCGUUGGCCACUCUGGAGAAACAGCUGAUCUGUCCCAUCUGUCUGGAGCUCUUCAACAAACCGGUGGUGAUCCUGCCCUGCCAACACAACCUCUGCAGGAAGUGUGCCAACGAGCUCUACCAGCCCUCGCUGUUCCAGGCUCGCACCACCAUGAUGAUCAACAGCGGCCGCUUCCGCUGCCCGUCCUGCAGACUGGAGGUGGUGCUGGAUCGACACGGCGUCUACGGGCUGCCGAGGAACCUGCUGGUGGAGAACAUCAUCGACGUCUACAAACAGGAAGUCAGCAACUACAACAACAAGGUGGCGAGCUCCCUCCCUCCUCCUCCUCCCUCCCCUGCUCAGCUGACGUGUUCGGACCAUGAGGGGGAGAAGGUGAACAUCUACUGCCUCACCUGUAAGGUUCCCACCUGCUCUCUGUGCAAAGUGUUCGGGGCUCAUCAGUCCUGUCAGGUGGCUCCUCUGAGCGCCGUCUACCAGCUGCAAAAGGAUGAGCUGAGUGAGGAGGUCAGCUCUCUGAAGGCGUACAACGACAAAGUCCAGGCUCUGAUGGGUGACAUCGAGCAGACCUGCAGGAACAUAGAGGAGAACUCCAAGACUCAGAAGCAGAGAGUGUGUGAGCAGUUCAAUCACAUAUUAUCCAUUCUGGACGAGAAACGAAAGGCGAUGACAGAGAAGAUCACCUCGGAGCAGGAGGAGAAAACAGGUCACGCUCAGGUGUUGAUUCGGAGCUAUAAAGACGGCGUGGAGGCCAACAACAAGCUGAUGGAGAGAGCGGCGGGCAGCAUGGAGGAGCCUGACACGGCUGCUUUCGUUCAGGGUUCAAGAGAGCUCAUUACAAAAGUGAUCGCAGCAGCCAGUUUCUCUCCUGCAGAGACUCUGAGACCAGGAUCUGAGACUUUGAGUCUCUACACCUUUAACUUCAGCAGACAGGAGAGAGCUCUGAGGAGCAUCGACUUCCCCAGAGUUGUGGAAGAAGUUCCUGAAGAACAAGAGACAGAACCAGCUCCAGAAGAACCCAAAGAGACCUCAGCCCAGAGCACAGAACCAAGACCCAACCAUGAGACCUUGAUCCAGAACCCUGGAUCUGCUGCAGAACCACUUCAAGAGGCGAUAUCUCCAGUACUGAUAUCUCCGGUACUGAUAUCUCCACUACUGAUAUCUCCAUCACCAGUACAGACAGCAGCACCCAGACCAAGUCAAGCAGAUCCAGGUCUGCUCAGGGACUCUGAGGAGGAGCGUGCAGGAUCUGUUCUGCAGACAGAGACUGAGAACUUGGACCUAAACAACCAGAGGUCAGAAGUGAUGAAGAGCAAGAAGGAGGAGGAGAGGGCAGACGAGGAGGUGGAGAAACGAUGUGCAGGUCCUGAUCCUGUGAAAGAGGAGAGCAGCAGGGAGCAGGAGCAGGAGGAGGAGGGGAUGAGCACUCUGCAGGCCAUCACCCUUGUCUUCUACCUGCUGGCCUUCCUGGUCAUCCUGCAGAGGGUGUGGGCUUACAUCGGCUGCUUCAUCUGCAUAUAAAGACACACAGGAGACACACUCAUCCUCACUGCUGCACCGCUCAGAUGAAAACCAAGACGAGUCCUCCUCCCCGCCUCCCUCGCUCCUUGGUGGAACCCUGAUCAGAAGAAGAAGAAGGAGAAGAAGAAAAAAAGAGAGAGAGAGAGAGAGAGAGAGAGAGAGAGAAGGAGAGGAUCUUUGGACAUGAGGUUAGAGCUGUUCUUCAGAGCUCCUCUGAGACUGGAAAGACAACGUGUUUUUGGGACUUCAGAGCUACAGAUGUUUUUCAUCGUCUGAUUUGUUCUAGAUGUUGGUUCAGUUAAAAACAGAUUCUGUGUCACGUUGGUGAAGAGAGGGAACAGAUCUGCUCUGGACCUGUGAGUCAAAUCUGAUGGUGUUUUAUUUUAUGACUGAAGAUGUGUUUAUUUUAAAGGGAAUAUGUCUCCUCUCAUGUCUCGUCUUUAAAGGAUUUUUUGUGUUUUUACUUGAACAAACUCUGAAAAUAUCUCAGAUCUAAAAGUUUACUGUGUCAUAAUGCAGCAGAUUCAUAUUAAAAAUAUAUCACAUGAAGGUUUUAUGUCAUAAAAACUGAACUGUCUUUUUGUUAUACACAUUUAAACCAUCAGGAAGUUUAGUCCAGACUCAAAAUACUUCUUAAUGUCAAGAAUCUGUGGGGAUAAUAAAGAGGAAGAAGAAGAAGAAGAAGUCAGCAGGGUCAGUGUUUGAGUUACUGGAUUGAUUUAUGUCUUUAUUUCAAACAGACUCAUAAAUAAAAGAAGAUAAAAAGGUAAAAAAGAAGAGAAAGGAAACUAAAGUUACAAAAUCAACGACCAUGUUUCACAGAAAGGAAAAACAGAUGAGGAUGACCUGGACAUUCACUUUCCAACAAAUAUAACAAAUAUCCAUCCAGUUCUGACAGCAGAGAAAAUAUUAGAAUAGUAAUUAAAUACAUUUUUUAUAUAUAUUAUUAAUAAGUAUUUAUUCCCACACUUCUCACACUUCAGUUCUUUAGAUAUUAGUUUCCCCUUAAUUUAUAACCUCCCUCUUUUUUUAUUUUAGUCCAAAGUUUUUAAUUUCUCAUGUAAUUUUUAUUGUUUUAAGAUAAACUUGAUCCAAGAGCUUCAAAUUAAUAUUUUCCCCUGGGUGUGAUUUUGUUUAAUUUGGACGUCCUGUGUAAUUUUCUGUGUUUUGGUUUGAUACAGAAAGUCUUUGGUGUGUGUGAGAAUCGUCUCUUCAGGGUUUGAUAUUUUGUAAACUGGUGUCUAAAGCAGGGCAGAUUAUUUUGAUGUCAUAUUUGUCAUGUUUGAUAAACCUGUAGAUUAA